Molecule: messenger RNA, 3474 nt
Organism: Blepharisma stoltei
Lineage: Eukaryota; Ciliophora; Heterotrichea; Heterotrichida; Blepharismidae
Source: the annotation of a GenBank genome assembly
AUGUUGGAAAUUGCAAGAAAUUCAUGUGAAGGCAAUUCCCACAAUCUGCCGAACCAAGCCGGAUUUAAGCCCAAUUGCAUUAAAAAGAGUCAGAAGCGCAAUAAGCCACUUCCAACAUUCAGUUUGCCAGCAGUUAGGGCGCCAUCUUCAUACGGUGAGAUCGAGCAAAUGUUCAAAGAAGUGGCAAAAAUUGACGAUUCUGUUGGAUAUUUCCGAGACAUGCCACAAAAAAACUACCAGAAAAUAAUCAAGGAGAUUGUAAAUAAAAAAACCAUGACUUGUGAAGAUACUGCUGAAGACAAUCCAUUGGCUAUUAUUAUAAAUAAAAAUGAUCUUGGAAUUCCUAUGAAAAAACUCAGGCUCUCAUAUAAAGAAGUGUUUUUUGAAGAGUGCUAUGAUAUUAUUGAAGAAAAUGAGCCAGAAUUUGUAACUGAUCUUGAAGAGUACGAUGAAAAUAAAAUCACGAGCUUAGAUUAUAUAUAAGGAUCCCCCCCCCUCAUUAGUCGAAUUUUCUAGUCUUUUUUUUAUAAGAAUUUUUUUUUUUCAGGACCUCAUUUGUCCCAAAAUCUAGUCAAAAAUGAUUUGUCCAAUUUUCUAGUCUUUUUGGAUUUUUUCGAAUGCCCUAAAUUCUAGUUUUUUACUUUAAAAAAAACUAGAAAAUGAGACAAUUGAGGUCCUGAAAAUUUUUUUUUCUCUAUCAAAAUUUUGACUAGAAAAUUGGACAAAUGAGGUCCAAAAAAAAUUUUUUUUUUCCUAUAAAAAAAACUAGAAAAAUGGACAAAUGAUAAAAGACUAGAAAAUUGGACAAAUGAGGGGGGGGAUCCUUAUAGGCAUAAUGUUAUUACUAAUAAAUACUACUCAGCUAGUCAAGUAAAGAAAGAUUUAGAAACCUUGAUCAAAAAUAAGAUGCUACAUACACAGUCAGAUUGUGAAAGAAUUUAUAUUAGGGCAUUUUGAAAAGAGGCUAAGAAAGUGUUGGAAGAAUCUGAUAUAAAAAUAAGAGCAUCUGUGCUUCUUGAUUGAAAUGAAGCCAUAAAAGUAAAUUACCUAGCAGCAAAGGUAAAUGGACCAUGGUUCAAAGGGGAAUACGCAAGCAGAAAAUAUGAGAUUAUAGAGGAUUAUGUAACAUUAGAUAAUGGAGAAACUUAUAAAAGAUUGGCAACAUCUAAGAAAGGUCAUUGCAAUGGGAUUGAUUGUGAUUCAUUUGAUAAUCUUGGGCCUUAUGAUUUAAGAUCAGGAACAUGAAUAUCAGAAAAUUCUGAUCGUAAAGAAAAAGUUGAAUGUAGCAAUGAUUGUGCAUGCUCGCCUGAUCAUUGCCUCAAUAGGCAGCUAUCAAAAUCCCAAGGACCGAAACUAGGUUUAGAUGUGGUGGAAAAACCCUCUUGGGGGUUCGAUGUUUACACGUAUAGAAGUAUUCUAGGGUAUAUUAUGCAUCCUAUCACGGCAGACUCUUAUUAUUUUAUUGGUACAAUUCUUCCCAAAGCUAUAAACUCAGUUGCAUCAAAUAACUGAGAUAUAAGAGAAUCAUUGAAACUUAUCAUAAAUGACAGAGACAACAUUUUUACACUUAGGCAUAAAAGAUAUUCCCAAGGGCUUCUUAAUGCUAUAAGCAGCAUUUCAGAAAUAAUAGGAAGCGAAGCAGCAUUAUCAGUAUUUAAAAUCCAUCCUAAAGGAACCGGCGUUUUCUGCCUCAGAAAGGAAGGGAUCUCAAGAAAUUCUUUGAUAGUAGAAUAUGUAGGAGAGCUCUAUUCACCCGCUUUGUGAUUUGAAAAACAAGACGUCAUAAAGCAUUUCAAUAAUUCAAUGAAAAAUAGUGUGAAUGCAACUGAAAGCGUUCCGGAUUUCUAUAAUAUUAUGCUAGAGCGGCACUAUGAUGACCCUGAAGGAUAUGAUGUGUUAAUUAUCGAUCCAAUCGUAAAAGGGAGUUUUGGAAGCAGACUAAGUCAUUCUUGCUCUCCAAAUUGCGGAACUGUGACAAUGAUUUCUGAAGGAAAAUACACUAUAGGGAUAUAUGCUUUAAACAAUAUUUCAUACCUAGAUGAGCUUACUUUUGACUAUAAUUCUUUCACCGAAAGCAAAGAAGAGCACCUACAAAGCGUAUGCUUAUGCUCCUCAUCUAUAUGUCGAGGCUACUAUUUGGCAUUUGCUCAAAAUUCUUCCAAUUCUGGGUAUUCUUUUUCUUUUCUCCACAGAAAAAGUUCAAUUAUUAAAGCAUCCUAUGGGCAGUUUUCUAAAGAAGAUUUAGAAAUCUGCAGCAAAUAUCAUAUUCGAAGCGCGAUCCUAAACAAAUCUCCUGAAUGAUUAAAGGUCUGGAUUUCUUUAACAGUAAGAGACAUUGAUCUCGAAAUAAACUUGUUGGGCAGUGAAAUUGAAAAGAAAAUUGCUCUUGACGCAAGACUUCAAAACCUUGCAAUUACUAUUGAUAAAAUCAAAUAUUGUUUGAGCAAAACUUCUUUGCAUAUGCCAAUUCGGGUGCUGACUUCUGAGCAAGCUUUAGACUACAUUUGGGGAAAUGAGUCAAAAUCUGUCAAAAAUCAGCUUUUAGAGCUUCAACAGAGAUUCAGUCUUAAUAUUCUUGAUUUAUUGCGCGAGGACAUUUAUGAGCUGGACUCUGCAAGAAGGCAACUCUUAAAAAUUCGUGAUAAACUAAGGAUUGAAUUACCAACUCGAUGAAUCGGUGCAGGAAUUGCUGAUAUGAUUCAUCUAAUUGCUUAUACUCAAACCUUUUACAAAGAAAAUAAAUACGAAUCAUUUGAGUCUGAUUUAAUAACGAUCCAUCCUUGCGAAGUCUCUAAAAGUUUAACUGAAGAGGUAAAUAAAACAACCCAUAAGAAGAAAUAUUCUUCUUACUAUGUCCAUGGUCUUCUCAAUGGAUGGUAUAAGCAGUGCGUAGAAAAGCCUAAUGCUGUUUUAGCAUCAGAAAAAAGAGGAACGGUAACAUUAUCCUCAAUUAAUGGAGCUUGUGACUUAGAAUACUGCAUAAACAUAAGAAAUAUCCUUUUGAAGCAUUUGAGGAAAAGGCCAAGCUCUCCUUGACCCAUUAACUCUCCCCCUCAACAAAACUAUUGAAAAAAUCCCUAGGUAUUAGGGUAAAGCCAACCUUCGUAAGCGAACCAAAACUUUUUUAUAAAUAAUGAAAUAUUGAGCAAAUUCGUUGGAUUUUAAGCAGUUUUCAUUUUUAAAAAUAAAUUUAAGAAAUAAAUUAAUUUUAGGUUUCCAAUACGCAAAUUAGGAUUUUUUUAAAAAAUUAGCUUCAUUAUCGAAAAAAUUUAUUUUGUUCGCUUAUUAGGGAGUAAGAAAAAUAAAUCUCCAUGGAGCAAUUACUCGAACCCGGCAAAAGUAUUUGGAUCUCCUAUGUUGGACUGCUUCUAUAGUGAUCCUGAAGCUCUUAAUCGAUGCCUGAACGAUAUUGAUAAAGUAGAAAGCGAAUGUACAAUUCCACAUUAUUUUUCUCCUUCAAAUGUAAUUAAUUAA